GGCGCACUAUGAGAAUUACAAGGAAACAGCAGGAUUCAAGCUACUCAUGAUCAUGAUCUAUGGACAGCCUGAGGCACCACCAAAGUCACCGGACCACACAUGAAUGCAACGGGACAUGCUGCUCUGACAAGGAGACAGACUUCUCCACUAGUGCAGAUUUGAAGACAGUGGACUGUAGCCAAACAGUUGCAACUUCAGAAAAAUACAGCAGUCAUGACAAAACUGCUACAAAACCCACUGAAACCACCCUCACUCUCCGGAUGUGACUUUCUCACGUCAGAACAGUCCAUUGCACAUCAACACAAGCAGAAACACAAGCAGACAGGUGUUUGCAAUCCGUUCGCACAUCACAACCUGUGUUGAUUUCUUUGUUUCUGUCUUAGGCACAGCGCUGCACUCCUAGCAAAGGCUCUAGCAUGAGUGCCAGACAGGUCACACCUACAACAAUAAAGAAUAGGGCAGCCCCGCGUUAGCUUGCAUCUAUGGCUUGUGUCCCCAUGCAUGCAAGCCAAGGCGGGGACUGCACCACUCGAUCAAGCUCCUCUCAUAGGAUGCCCGCUGCAAUACCAGCGCUAAAAGAGGCCCCAGCAGGCAAUCAUAGCUAGGCUCACGUCGCACAACCAACCUCUAGCAACACGUUGUCGGGUCCUCAACAGGCAAGACAAGUCAAAUAAUUGGCUCGGCAGCAUCAACUUUUCUCACUUCACAGGGCCUCUAGCUGUUCCUUGCACUAGUCUACCCUGCAAGGACUGACCAAAUGCAAUGCCCUUUCUUCCUUAGGUGCCCAGAACCGCC
Messenger RNA from Coccomyxa subellipsoidea C-169, 795 nucleotides. RefSeq lists its product as hypothetical. The transcript has a single exon. The record is from RefSeq and is a predicted model, not a curated record. The coding region runs from base 60 to 266 and encodes 68 amino acids. NCBI's taxonomy places the organism in Eukaryota, Viridiplantae, Chlorophyta, Trebouxiophyceae, Coccomyxaceae.